This is a messenger RNA of Caenorhabditis elegans, 3172 nucleotides long. RefSeq names its product Nephrocystin 3-like N-terminal domain-containing protein (gene T28D6.4). Bases 33 to 3008 code for a protein of 991 amino acids. The record is from RefSeq and is marked reviewed. NCBI's taxonomy places the organism in Eukaryota, Metazoa, Nematoda, Chromadorea, Rhabditida, Rhabditidae. The transcript is spliced from 7 exons.
AAUAUUCCCCUCACCAAUCAAAUGCUCAAGUAAUGCGCCAACCAUUAAGCCACGGAGCCCAUGGUGCUCCGUUGGAUGGAGCACCCAGAAAUGUGGCAAUGAGCAAGUUUUUGGAAUGGUUUCAGCAGGCAAAUUCUAGACGGCUGGAAAUUAUUGGAAAAGAGCAUUCCGGAAAAACUUGGUUUGCACGGAAACUCUCCGAAGUGUCCGAAUGCGUUGCCUCACACUUCUGCAGUCACGACGAGCCUCAAUCCUCGGAGCCCCCUACCGUAAUCCGAUCUCUCGGAGAGCAACUGAUGCGUCGAUUCCCUAAUCUCGUCUUACCCCGCUUAACUACAGUAACCCUUCUAGAGGAUACGGUAUCCGCUCUCGACCAUUUUCUGCGUCUUCCCCUCGAGACCAUGCCUUCCACAUCGAAGCCAGUUUUCUUGGUGAUAGAUAGUGUGGAGGACGAGGAGACGCAGGUGCUGGUGGAGAUGCUCGUUGAGAUUCUGCCACCAUGGAUUCAAAUUGUGACCACGUCACGAGACCGGACCAAUUCUGAAACUGAGCUCCUCGAGCUCCAUAUCGACUCGGACUUUGACAAAUUCAUUCGCUUGAAACUCCCGCACUGCCACGUGGAAGAGGUCCGUGAAGCGUCAGACGGUUCGUGGUUCUACGUGGAGCAACUGGCGAGAGCUGUGGAACUUGGCAUGGUGCCAAGUGAUAUGGUACCGCCGAUUGGGGUAGAGAAGAUGAUGCACUUAGUGGCGAGAAGUCUACCGAGGAGUUUUGCGGAUAUUGUUCGACUGGCUAAGACCAGCCGUAACCGACCGACACGCCAGCAGCUGCUCGCCGUUUCCCAGAUGCUCGUUUCCCGAGAUAUAUCAGUUCUGGAAAAGGACAUUCGCAUUAUCACUUCUCUUAUCGGAACAGCUUCAUCUGAAAAUCCAUCUGAAAUAUUCCACGUGCCGGAUAUCUGGUUCCAGUUGAUCGGCGAGGAAAACUUCCGUUGUCAUACUGCGUGGGCAGAGCACUAUAAGACGAAAAGACGAAAGAGUGCUCAGGAUAUUUGUGAGCUCGCUUAUCACCUUUCUCACUCUACAACAAAUCCUUUGAAUGCUGUGAAGACUCUGCAAAGCGUCGGAGCCGGGAAUUUAGUUCUCCGGUGCCAUGUUAUCGAUCUACCAACGACGGCACUUUUAAAAUCAGCUGGAGCAAGAAUGGAGGAAAAUAAUUAUGACGUAGUGUAUGCUUGUUCUGUUGGAGAUGUCAGCUACCUGGAUGCAAUUCUUCGGGAGAUGAAGCCGGUGCCUAUGGACAUCUGCUUCGGCCUGCUCACCGCCGCGGCCAGAGGAAACAUUGAAAUGUGCAGAUUUCUGGCCGAUCACUUCCCCCAUCUCGUCGCUUCCUCCUGCUGCGGAGAAUGGAAUGCAUUGAGAAGUGCCGCCUGUUACGGACAACUCGAGAUCCUUCACCUUCUUCUAGAGAAAGGUGUCGACGUUGAUGAAUGUGGUCACAGUGAUCGAACGGCUCUCCGAGCAGCCGCCUGGUCUGGCCAGCUCGCCGCAGUUCAGCUUCUCCUGCAAACCGGCGCUGAAGUUGAUCGGAGGGAUUCUGAGCAGCGAACCGCACUGAUGGCAGCAGCAUUCAUGUGUCAUAAGGAUGUGGUGUCAGUUAUUAUUCAGUAUGGAGCUGAUGUAAAUGCCAUCGACAAAUCCGGAGCCACCGCGUUGCACUUGAAUCUUUCAAAUGGCUCGAAACAAGAAGAAAACUCUGAAACAACAAAAUUGCUGUUAGAACACAACGCGGACUGUAAAAUUGAAGAUGCCAACGGCCGCGUGGCCCUGCACCUGGCCGCCUACCACGGGGACCCCUGCCUCCAAUUGAUUCUUGAGAAGCACCCCAUAGUUGACGUCAUGGAUAAUAUGGGACAAACUCCAUUGAUGUUAGCUGCUAGUCAAGGUCAAUUGGAAGCUGUUCAGUUUUUGACAAAAACCGCCAAAGCAGACGUAGAUGCUAUCGAUAACAAUGGGCGAACUGCUCUUCAAUGGGCGGCUAUUAAUGGUCACCCGGAGGUGGUAGAGUUCUUGUGCUCAGUUGGAUCGGAUGAGGGACAUAAGGAUAAUGAUGGUGCAGUGGCUCUACACUAUGCUGUUACCCAUGAUCAUGUGGAGCUGGUAAAGCAUUUGACGAAUCAGCAUACGGUAGAGGCAAAGGAUCGAUAUGGACAACAUCCGAUGAUGAUUGCGGCGGCUAAUGGAAAUUUGAAGGUCCUGGAGUACCUAAUGGGGAUCUCCGACAUAAUCAACCAACCUGACCACGAAGGUCGCACUGCCUUAUCCCUCGCCUCAAUGGCAGCUCAUACCUCAAUAAUCGACUUGAUAUCCCCUCGCAUCACUGAUUGGAGCCAACGGGACCACGAUGGCACCCCACUAGCCCACACCCUAAUCCUCUCCAAUCUGAUCUUCGUGGCCGAGGUUUAUCUAGGCCAUGGUGCCAACUCAUCCGACUCGGAUGCUCAUGGCCGAACUUGUGUACACGUGGUCGCUUCGACGAAUGACGUGGCGGCAGCGAAAAUGCUGAAGAGGAUUGGUGGAGUAAAUUUUGAGGCAGUUGAUAGAGGUGGGCGUACAGCUUUGAUGACUGCAGUUUGGGCGAAACACGUGGCGAUUUCGGUGUUCUUGUUGGAUAGUUGUGGAGUUGACCCGAAUCGAACGGAUCGACAGGGUGCCACUGCUCUCUCCAUUGCCGCGCAAAUCGGCGACCGCGAUCUUGUCAACCUGCUCCUCAAAUUUGGCGCCGAACCAGAGAUCAAAGACUCUAUGGGACGAACCGCCAUGGAUGUGGCCAUGAUUUCUGGCAACGAGCCAAUAGUUUCUCUGCUCCAAUCUGUAAAUGGCUCAUCCGGAUCAUCUGGAAUUGGCUCAAGUGUCCCCAAUAGCCCACUCGACGCCAGUAAACAGCGUAUCCUGAAAGCCACAUCAUCACUGAGAAUGCCUCAUAGAAUUGAUAAUAAUAAUCAUUGAUCUCAUAUUUUCUUUGCUGAAAAAAUAGUUUUUUUUUGGAAUUUGAUCUUUAUUAACCGGUGCUUUUUUGUAUGUCAUUAACUCGGUCACAGUUUUUUUUCGAAUUUUUACCCAAAAUCUUUCUCAUAUUGUCAGUAUUAUUAUUGAAAAUUAAUAAUAAACAU